AUGUCCACCUCAUCAACCCGCUCACCCCAAACCGAGACCCUCUACUUCGCCUACGGCUCCAACCUCUCACUAGGCCAGAUGUCCCGUCGCUGUCCCCAAAGCCGGUAUAUCGGCCACGGCAUCCUUCACGACUAUAAAUGGGCCAUCAACGGCCGUGGCUACGCAACUGUACAUCCCUCGCCGGGUGAUUGGGUGGAAGGACUGUGCUACCUUCUAAGUCCCGCCGAUGAGGAGAACUUGGAUGUUAAUGAGGGUGUAGCCAUGGGGUGUUAUACCAAAGAAACUUUGGAGGUGACGGUGAGGCCGGGACAUGCGGCUGUUGUAGGGAGGUUAGUCGGGGAGGCUGAUGUGAGAGUUAUGGGGGUUGAGACGGGAGGAAGGGAUUUAUGUUCGGAGGGAGAGGGGAGCGUGGUAGAAUGUCUGGUGUACGUGAGUCCUGGACUGGAGGUUGGUAGGGCGAGGAGUGAGUAUGUUGGACGGAUUGGUGCCGGGGUGAGAGAUGCUGCGAAAUUGGGGAUGGGGGAGGAGUAUUAUUUAAGGUAUAUUUCUCCGUUGAUGGGAGGGGGGGUUAGACAUUAG
This is a messenger RNA of Glarea lozoyensis ATCC 20868, 579 nucleotides long. Its product is annotated as BtrG-like protein. The transcript has a single exon. Gene Ontology annotation, molecular function: gamma-glutamylcyclotransferase activity. The record is from RefSeq and is a predicted model, not a curated record. Bases 1 to 579 code for a protein of 192 amino acids. Lineage: Eukaryota; Fungi; Ascomycota; Leotiomycetes; Helotiales; Helotiaceae.